GGUGCCAGGCUGGCUCGCCGGGCGGGGAGGCGGGGCGCACUCGACUACUGCAUGAUCCUCAAAGAAAUGUUCCAAGAAAAGAAAUGGAGAGUAAAUUCUGAUUGCGGACGCGGUGUUCUGUUUUCUCGGGUGAGUGGAUCCGAGAGCUGCGCGUCUGGGGCCAUGUCGCCGGGCCAUCGCCGCCGCUGCGCUGCCACACUUGCGUCACCAACGAGGCCCCAUCCCUAAUCUCGGCGCGCCGUCAUCGCAAAACGGACCAAACAGCCGGAAAAGCCGAAAACGCAGCGAUGCCGCGCGACAUUGUCGCUCUGGCGCAGUACAUUUUCAAGGCCCGUGUCACGCGCAUAAUGAAUGCCCGCCCACUCAGUGCAGUGCAGUACCAUUGCAGGCGGCUCCGUACUUCCUUCCAGUGGCGCGUGCAGGUGAGAAUGUGAGGGGGCCCCCUCCUCCUGCAGCAGCCCGACGACGCCUGGACGACGCCUGGACGACGCCCCGACUUGCAACGACCCGCAGUCGCCAGUCGCAGACCGGCAUGCACGACCGGUCCCUGGACAGCAUGGCCAGCGACUCGUACCUGUUGAAGGCGGCGCCGGCCUCAUGCCCGCAGUACCCCUGCCAGAGCCGCCCCGUCAAACCUCGCCGCUCCACGUCCUGGCGCGUGGUGGUGGCGCUGGUGCUGCUGCUGGUCGCCGUCGUGGGCCUCGCCGCGCUGGCCUACCUGCAGCGGAUGGAGCUGCUCGACAUGCGGGCCAGCGUCGCCAACAUCAAACGCGAGUUCAAAGACAUCUCCACGAAUCUUGAGAGGCUGCACAUGUACAAGCAGUUCAAGGAGUGGAACAUAACGGUGGAAGACAACGACUCCGACAGCAUCUACGACACCAGCUACGAGGACGACGAUGAUGCUCUAGAACCGUACUAUUCUGACACCGAGGACACCAACGUAGUGGAGGGCAAGGCGCGCGACUCUGGAGACGGCGCACGCGCCCCCGUCCCGAAGCUGGAGCCAGCCAGCGGCCACCACCAGCCCGUCGAGGCCACCACGACCACGAGUAGCCCCGAGCCGAUAAUGUUCAUGGACCGGCGGCGCCGCGACGUUCGGCAGGCGGGCCGCCAAGCAGGCCGCCCUCAGCCGCAGCUCAAGCUGUACCACAUGCUGCAGAAUCCCGGGCUCUCCGCGGCCGCGCCUCCACCCGAGCAGCAGUGGAGCCAGUACGGCGUGCGCCACCCCCAGGACCGCCCCUACGGCCCCGGCCGGCCGCAGCCCAUGUACGCGGAGCGCGCCCCCAUGGCGUUCGUCCCGCCGCCGCAGCCGCCGCAGCGCCACGCCAUGGGCCACGCCAUGGGCCACGCCAUGGACUACGCCGCCACCACCGCGGCACCCGUCGCCAGUCGAAGGUCGAGGGUGAUGGACGGCGUGGGCACCUCGCCUGGUCCUGGCCAGCAGCAGCACCGCCGUCGCCACCAUCACCGUCUGCAGCAGCGGCAGCAGGGUGGAUUCCAGCAGCUUCAGAACCUCCAGGACGUGACCCAGGAGGUGCCGCAGAGCGGCGCGGCGCGCAGCGUGGAGAGCAUCGACGGCGACGUGGAGGUGGAGCAGACGUGGCGACCGUACGCCCCCGCCGUGGUCGAGGGCCCCGCCAUCGCGGCGCACUUCGUGGGCGACACGGCGCGGCACCGCGGCACGCAUCACUACGACGACAACGGGCGGCUGAAGCACCCCGCGGGGGAGUACGCGGACUGGACGGCUAGCCCUUGGGUGCGUGAGCUGGGCCUGGACCACCACUUCAAGCUCGCCUCCACCGGCUCCCACAUCACGGUGGACACGCCAGGGCUGUACUUGGUGUACGCGCAGGUCAACUACGCCAACGACAAGGACGAGAACGGUUUCUGGGUGUACCGCAACCAGCAGAAAGAGCUGCUGUGUGCCACGGCGGGCGCGUCCGGCCAGGACGUCCGCGCCAACACGUGCUUCACCGCGGGGGUGCUGCACUUGUUCAAGGGGGACCGCGUGUCCCUCAAGGACCUCGCCGGCGACCGCUACCGCGUGCUGGACCACCCGGGCCGGUCCUUCGUCGGCAUGGUCAACUUGAGUGCCUGCAAGCUCAAGGCGGAGCAGCCGAGCCGGGCCACGGCCUAGGCCUGGGAGUCCAGUCCAGAGUCUGGACAACCUGGCUGCUGACUCAAGGAAAGGGUAACAGUGUCCGGAAUGUGUCGCGUUUCGGGACAAAGUGGGCCGUUCAGAGAAAGAAAGAGAGAGGCUCAAAGAAAAAUAUCAUUUAUUGUGAGUUGGUUGGAAUUUCAAGGCUUGUAUUACAAGGUUUAGUAGAAGCCAAAUGGAAUAUACUUCCGUUUUGUUAAGAACAUACAAUGUUUUGAACAUCCAUUUUUUGUAACAAUCAAAGCUGUACAAAAAAGA
Thrips palmi is the source of this 2416-nucleotide messenger RNA. RefSeq lists its product as uncharacterized. Gene Ontology annotation, biological process: immune response. The transcript has 8 exons. Gene Ontology annotation, molecular function: receptor ligand activity; tumor necrosis factor receptor binding. The record is from RefSeq and is a predicted model, not a curated record. Gene Ontology annotation, cellular component: membrane. The coding region runs from base 533 to 2137 and encodes 534 amino acids. NCBI's taxonomy places the organism in Eukaryota, Metazoa, Arthropoda, Insecta, Thysanoptera, Thripidae.